Scleropages formosus (Asian bonytongue) is the source of this 3441-nucleotide messenger RNA. RefSeq names its product GRB2-associated binding protein 1 (gene gab1). Gene Ontology annotation, cellular component: cytoplasm. The transcript has 13 exons. Gene Ontology annotation, biological process: signal transduction. Bases 186 to 2471 code for a protein of 761 amino acids. The record is from RefSeq and is a predicted model, not a curated record. Gene Ontology annotation, molecular function: signaling adaptor activity. Lineage: Eukaryota; Metazoa; Chordata; Actinopteri; Osteoglossiformes; Osteoglossidae.
GCUGAGAUUGGGAAAAACAGACCGCGCAGCGCGAGCGAAUCGCAGCUCGUGACGGCCGGACCUGCGGAACGCGGAGGGAGAGAGAAGUGGGGGGAAAGUUGGAGCCUGAGGAGAUCUCAGGUGAAAUUUUACCUCACGGGCACCGAGAAACACGCGUCUCCACGGCGCCGAGGAAAGCGCAGAAGAUGAGCGGGGGAGACGUGGUGUGUUCGGGCUGGCUGAGGAAGUCUCCGCCGGAGAAGAAACUGAGACGAUACGCAUGGAAGAAAAGAUGGUUUGUCCUUCGCAGCGGCCGUCUCACCGGGGACCCCGAUGUGCUGGAGUACUACAAGAAUGACCAUGCAAAGAAGCCCAUCCGCGUCAUCGACCUGAACCUAUGUGAGCAGGUGGACGCUGGGCUGACCUUUAAUAAGAAGGACCUGGAGCAUAGCUUCAUCUUUGACAUCAAGACCAUAGAACGGGUCUUCUACCUGGUAGCUGACACAGAGGAGGAGAUGAACAAGUGGGUCCGCUGCAUCUGUGACAUAUGUGGGUUCAACCCGACUGAUGACGACUCUGCAAAACCCUCACAUCCGCCUAGUAGCACUGUGGUGGAUGUCCCCCCACACCCAGCACAUGCCCCUGUGGCCCUUCCACCUCUUGGUGGUGUGCCGCCACCCUACCAGCCUGUCAGCGUGCAUCACUUGGAGUCCUCGUCCAGUCAGGAGGAGCCCCAGGACUACCUCUGGCUGGUCAACUGUGAGAGCAAAAAGCCAGAGUCCAGCUCAGGGCCCUCCUCCUUUUCCUUCACCUCCUCUCCCCAUGGGCAAGGGGACCAGGAGUACUUACUCCUUGAGGAGUGUGAGAGCAAGAAUGCUGUGCAGUCCAGCCUGCCCCAGUUUGAGUCCUCCAAGUCAGUCUCCUCAGACACUGACUGCAACGACAAUGUUCCUCCACAUCGGACCCCCACGUUCUCAUCCUCCAAGCACGCCUCUGUCAAUGGUUUCUUCUCCCAGCCAUCCAGCAUCUAUGACUCUCCACCCCCACGGGCCGCUUCCUUGUCUAUGGACACAGGCCUGUACUUUUUGCCCCGCAGCUAUUCCCAAGACACUGUGCUGCUGCCCAAGUCGUCUUCACCACCCCCUGUGCCUGAGGCAGACUCUUCGACUGAGCCAUGUGCCUCCAGCUUGUCCUCACGUCAACCACCUGUGGAGGCACGGCUCCGCCAGGUGUCACUCAGCUACGACUUCCCCCCUGCACCUGGGUCCAGCUGCACCUACCAGGUGCCCAGGACAGUUGGGUCCGAAGGGGUCCCUCCUCCCCGGCCCCCAAAGCCCUCCCCCGCCGCUCUUCCUGAGCGCUCCCCGACGGACACAUAUGCAGUUCCACGCUCUGUCUCGGAGGCGGACAGUAACUACAGCAUCCCGACAGCCAGUGGGAGCAAGGCCCCUCGCAGCAACACUAUCAGCAGUGUGGACUCCACCCGCCUUAGAAAAGACUAUGGAUCCCAGGAUUUCUAUGACAUCCCCAGGUCAUAUCCGUCUGACAGGAGCAGCUUGUUUGACUUCAAUGAAAGCUUCAACAAUUACUUUAAGAACAAGGGUAUUGUGCCGGUGAGCAGCACGUCAAUGGAGGAGAUCGAUGAGAACUACGUCCCAAUGAGUGCCAAUUCGCCACCUCACCAUCACUCAGGGAGUCUGGCCGAGCCUCCCCAGGAGCCUAACUAUGUGCCCAUGACACCCAGCACGUCAGAGUUUUCCUCCCUGGGCAAGCAAGUUCCCCCACCAGCUCACAUGGGCUUCCGCUCCAGCCCCAAGACCCCACCCCGUAGGCCCAUGCUCAUCAGUGACUGUCAACCACCACCGGUUGACCGCAACCUCAAACCAGACCGGAAAGGUCAGAGCCCAAAAGUACGGGUUAAACCGCUUGUUUUAGAGCGAACUGAUUCACAAACCAUAGGUGAAUUCUCAAGACGUCGUAAGGCUAAACCAGCCCCUUUGACUAUCAAGCCACUGACUGAGUGGGAGGAGCUGCCAGCACCUGUUCGCUCCCCAGUUACCAGGACCUUUGCUCGGGAUCCCUCCAGGUUUCCCAUGCCGUCAAGACCAGUGUCUGUGCACAGCAACACCUCCAGCACUGAUUCUGAGGAGCCUGAUGAGAAUUAUGUAGCCAUGCACAACUCUAGUAUGUCUUCAGAUGAACCAAAUGUGAAGCACAGUGCUCAAAUGAAUACUGAUGGGGGUGGCAGUCCAAUGGUGAAACCUAAAGGCGAUAAGCAGGUGGAGUAUCUGGAUUUGGACCUGGACCCUGGAAAAUCCACUCCUCCACGGAAGAAGAAGAGCAAUGGAACGGGCAGCACCAUGUCGGAUGAGCGCGUGGACUAUGUGGUGGUGGACCAACAGAGGACGCAGGCGCUGAAGAACACAAGAGAGGCCUGGAAUGAUGGACGGCAGUCCACAGAGACUGACACGCUGUCCAAGGGCCCCAAGUGAAUGCAUAGAGCCUGGCACAGAAACACUGAUUUCCCCUACCUUGUACCCGCACACUCCCUGUGCUCCUUUGAGGGACAGAGCCCGUGUCACUCCAGGAGUCUCAGCAUCAUAUGUGCUGCUCUUUGGCCACACGCAGUGCCUACGUGCUUUGAGAUGGCAACAGUCUUGGUGCAGGUUACUUGUUUUCUCCUGUGUUGGAACAAUCUGCUCAUCGUUGGGAAGUCUUGACCAUUGUUGCAGCAGACAAUGGACUUUCUCUCACUACUGGUUUAGCUUUUUUUUUUUUUUUUUUUUUUUCCCCUUCUUCCCCCCCCCCCUUCCUUUUUUGAGUAAACAUUCUCCAGAACAGACUAGUUCACAAGGUUUACUUUUCACAGAUACGCAAGUUCCUUGUCAUUUAAUUUUUGUUAAAGGUAAGACUAAGAUGCUUUUAAAAUGUAUACUGUUUCUAAUUUUUAUCAGAGUAAUUAGAUUCAUGUUCUGUUUUACAGAUUUCAUUUUCUAGGUUCUUUUUAAAUUCAACUGAGUGUGCAGCUCUGCUUUCUAAGUUGGCAGAGAAUCUGCAGAUGACUCAUUUUCUAUUUAUCCAGCGCAAGUGUCACACUUAUGCAAGAAAAAAUGCAACUUGUUUAAAAAGUGUUACAUGUGUUAGUUGGUGUGCUUUGUUGUUAUGAAUCUGUAGUAUGUGAACGCUAAGGUGUAGAUUCUGCAGGAUAGAAUGCUGCACGUUUUCAGAGUGUUGUCAGAUAGGCCUAUGUGAUAUGAAUUUUUAACCAUCAGGAAAAUGGUGAAAUCAAUAACUGUGACAGCUUUUAAUGGGAAGCUAUUAAACUUCCUGUUAAUUAUGCAAGGUAUUAAACUCUACAAUUUUUAAAAUCAGGUACUCAUUGAAAUACUAACUCAAGUAUCCAUUUCUAAUUUAUUUUUUUCUAUCAGUAGUUUAUUUUAACAGCAGCAGUUAUGUAAUUCU